CGAAACCGAAACUGCUAAGGAAGUAGACCUUCUAGAAAGUGUCGAACCUACAUGUACACCUUGAUGCGCUGCCGUGUCGAAUGUAUGUAGUAAUAUUGUCCACUUUACUGCUGAAAUGAGGAUCUGAAAGAGUAGAAAUCCUCGGCCUCAUCUGAACUGGAGCAGCAGCACCCACAGCACAACGCACUCUCAGUGAGCGACCAGCACGUCGGGAAAUGGACACGCCGUCGGAGAUUCCAGCCGGUCGCGGCGCCUCCAUCCACGGGACGGAGCAUAGUGACGACGAAGGCAUGACCUGGGACAGAUCGCCGCUUGAUUUACCAGACUGUGACAUCGAGAGAGCCGCCUCACCUACUCCGAGUUACCUGUCCAUGGAGAGCGAGACCAUGGACUGCAGCGAUGCAGACGCUGAGCCCGACGAGACAUCAACCAGGGUGGAGUUUGAGAGACCGGACUCGGCCGUCUCGAGCAUCUACUCUCUGGAGAGCGACGAGGGCGUGGAAGACGAGCUGAAGGCCGAACUCCAGAUUCGCAGGAUACCCAAGCACAAGAAAUUCCGCUCUGGAAAACCGGAGCUUCAGAUGGACCCGAACUACAAGAGGCACCCGGCUCUGACUAUCAAAUACACGUUCAAGUUCCUCCAGCAAGUGUUGAAGAAGCUGACUGAGGCUCAGCUGAAGUUCUUUAAGAAGUUCCUGUGGGAACGUUACCCUGAGUUCUUCAGGGAUCCUCUGGAUGUCCUGGACAUCAUCGACCUGGUGGACAAGAUGCUGGAGUGCUGCGACAUCGACUUCUCCCUCAGCAUCACCCAGCACGUGCUCGGAUUCAUGGGACUCAAUAAGCUCGUGAAAUACAUAUGUGGACACCUUCACAGGAAUGAGGUGCGCUAUGGUCUGAAGCAGCAGCUCAGAGAGAAGUACUCCACCAUUUACGAAGGCUGCCCAAAGAAUGGCGCGAAGGCGGACUUCGAGUCGGUCUACGCCGAACAUUUCAUCACAUCGGGGCUCUACGCACCGGUCAACGGCGAGCACGAGCUGCGGGGCUUGGUGGAGGAGCUGAAGGUGGACAAGCGCUUUAAGUACAAGCCCAUGAAGAACACAGAGAUCUACAACCCGGAGGUGGUGGCCGAGCGCUACCUGCGGCUCAUGGUCAUGAGGGGCAUCGCCGGGAUCGGCAAGACGACGGCCGUGCAGCGCUUCAUCAUGGACUGGGUCAACGAGACGGCGCACGAGGAGAUCUACUUCGUGUUCCCGCUGUCGGGCGAGUUCGUGAUGCAGCACCUGGACGAGGAGAUGUCGCUCCGAGGGAUACUGAACUCGAUGUACCCCGCCGUGGAACCGCUGGCCGACCUGGACUUCGAGGACUGCCAGCUGAUGUUCAUCCUGGACGACGUGGACGAGCUGGUGCUGGAGCUGGACUUCCUGUACACGCACUGCUGGUGCGACGCCAACACAGUCGUCCCGGUGCGCAACCUGUUCAUCAACCUGAUCAAGGGCAACCUGCUGCACUACGCCUUCCUGUGGGUGGUGACGCGGCCGCUGGCGUCCUGCGCGCUCCCCUCCGACCGCAUCCACCAGGUGGUGGAGGUGCGCGGCUUCGCCGAGGAGGCGCGCGAGGAGUACUUCCGCAAGCGCUUCGCCCACGACCCGGCCGCGGCCGAGCGCGCCGUCGCCUACCUGCACGCCAACAAGACCGUCUUCAUCAUGUGCCACCUGCCCAUGUUCUGCUGGGUCGUGUCCGACUACCUGGCGAAGCUGUUCGAGAAGUACCCGCUCCCGGGCCGGGAGCCGCCGCACACGCUCACCGAGCUCUACGCGCGCCUGGUGCAGGUGUACUUCAACAUGCGCCAGAGGCGUCACGACGAGACGGGCCCGCUGGCCGACGACAAGAAGUGGGAGGACGGCAAGGUGCUGAUGCUCAACAUGGCCAAGAUGGCGUACUCCAUGCUGGAGAAGGAGGCGUUCCACGUCACCAAGAGCAACUGGAAGGACGAGGACUCCGACGCCAAGGAGGCCAUCGUGCGCUCGGGCCUGUGCACGGAGUACUACCGCGAGAGGUUCAUCCUGUACCAGGAGAAGAUCCGCUGCUUCAUCCACCCCACGGUGCAGGAGUUCAUGGCCGCCCUCCACGUCUUCCUCAUGUUCAAGAACAGCGGGAAGAACGUGAUGGACACCAGCAAGAUGUCCAUGAUCAAGCUGCGGGACCUGAGCCUGGCGGACGUCUACAAAACCGCCGUGGACAGAGCGGUUAGCGGUAAGGCCAAGGACCCCUACCACUACGACCUGUUCCUGCGCUUCCUCGCUGGCAUGGGCGCCCUGUCCAACCAGACCAUCCUGAGUCGUUUCUUUAAUCACGUCGGGUUAAAGAACUCUGCCCUCGAGGACGCUGCCAAGGCCUUCAGGAAAAGGAUGAAGGAGCAUCCAGACAAAAAGGAGACCCUGGAGAAGUGCUUGGAGGAGCUGAGCCCAACAAACGCACUCCUUCGCAAAGGCAGCAUGCAAAGCCAAUAACUUAAUGACACUUACAAAGGGUUUGUGCUAUUUUACAAGACACUUUUGUUUAAAACAACUUGCUAUGACAUCAGUGAACAUUACCUUAACAUUAAAAUGAUCAGUUUAUAGAGAGGUUGUAUUGCACCACGUGCCUUAUACGUUGAUUUGAGAUUUUAUUUUUCAGUGUGUGUUUUGAUAUUUUCUGUUGGAAAUUGACUUGGAUCAGGACACUCCCAAAUCUGUGUCGUAGUGCUAAUGCUGAGAUGCUUUCGACAGCCCACCAGCAGUGUGAAGCAAAUUAAUUUGCUCUUUGUAUUAUUUCUGCCUGUGCACCAACAAAAGGGUUGUUUAUAUAAGGAAAGUUAGUCUCACCCAUCAUGAAGGUGAUUUGAGGGUUACAAGAGAAGUCACGGUGGGCGCACUGACAUUCUGUCUACAGAAAAUGCCAGCUGGUCAUAGGAGUUAAGCCUACCUUACACUGACAAGAUUUGGGAAAGAUUCUUGAAAGAUUGUAGUUUUUUGAGUUAAACUUGAAUGAGGGGCAUUAGUUAAAAAGACUACGAUCUUUUAAGAAUCUUUCCCAAAUCUUGUCAGUGUAAGGUAGGCUUUAGCAAGAGAAGGAACAUGGACUCAAUUAGAGUAGGAAGGCUCCUGCAGAAUCAUACAUACCUACCAUGAUAAAUUACAUCUUGUCCAGAAAUGUUUUAUUGUCUAAAUGUAUAGAGUAGGAAGGCUCCUGCAGAAUCAGACAUACCUACCAUGAUAAAUUAUGUCCUGUCCAAAAAUGCUUUAUUUUCUAAAUGUAUAUAUCAAUAGCUUUACUUAAAUGUAUCUUUACUGAACGUAUGUCUUAACAAACAUGUGUGUUGCUAGGUAAAAUGUUCACAGAGAUUCAUGAGAACUGAAAAGGGAGAAGCCAAAAGAUGAAAGAUGUUUUGUGGGGUUGAUUACAAAGAGGGAAAUGAGUGAUAAUGCUAACCGGUGAUUGGUGUGUGUGUGUGGUGAUCACAUGGGUAGAUGGGAGCCUGAGUAUUAGUGGAGAGGUUUGUUUGUGCCCGUGCCGAGAUAUGCCUUUAUCAAUAGGUGGAUUUGACUUGAUGUAGCUGCCUGCAGCUGUCUUAUGCCGAGUUGUGCAUAUGUCAUGGUUGAAAACGGAUCAGAAUCUCAGAAAUAACCACCUUAUGCAGUCGACGUACGGCGGCUACAUCAAGUGGAAUCCCACUAUUGUCUAUGCUUGCUAUGACUGUAUACCUUUGUUAGCCUGUGGUGAUCUCUUCACCCAUGGGGAGUGAU
Messenger RNA from Sardina pilchardus (European sardine), 3785 nucleotides. It is a transcript of the gene nlrc3l1, whose product is annotated as NLR family, CARD domain containing 3-like 1. The coding region runs from base 216 to 2510 and encodes 764 amino acids. The transcript is spliced from 7 exons. NCBI's taxonomy places the organism in Eukaryota, Metazoa, Chordata, Actinopteri, Clupeiformes, Clupeidae. The record is from RefSeq and is a predicted model, not a curated record. Gene Ontology annotation, biological process: intracellular signal transduction.